Serinus canaria (Common canary) is the source of this 7062-nucleotide messenger RNA. It is a transcript of the gene MYOM1, whose product is annotated as myomesin 1. The record is from RefSeq and is a predicted model, not a curated record. Lineage: Eukaryota; Metazoa; Chordata; Aves; Passeriformes; Fringillidae. The transcript is spliced from 40 exons. The coding region runs from base 771 to 6143 and encodes 1790 amino acids. Gene Ontology annotation, molecular function: protein binding.
UAUCUACUUAAAAGCCUCAUGAGAUCAUGUUCUUAAUUUAGCAUUUUAUCUUAAAGAAGAUGAUAAAAAUGUAACACUGUCAAAAGAACAAAGAAAAUACAUUUCUGUUGAAAUGUAACUCAUAUUACUUUAGAGAGUCUUGAUAGAUUGUCUCUCAUUAAGCUGAAAUAUUUAUAUUACAUGUGCUGUGGCUUGGCAUUAAAAAAAAGAACCAAUAAAAUGGUCAAAUUCUUGUACCAUAGCAAAGGUCAACAUAGGGAUUGGUCUUUCCUAGUUUCUGGUUUUUUCUCUCUUCCUAAAUCUGAUUUAACUAAGGAAAAAAAAUCCUUGAAACAAUUUUUAAUUGGAAUGCUGAUUUUAGACAGAUUUUAGUGAGGAUAUUUUAAAGGCAGAACUCUGUAUCUCCUUUAGUUUGAGGCUGCCGUCAUCAUGUCUUUGCACAGAGAUAGUACAGGGUAUCGGUAUCUGUCUCUGUCUCUCUCCCUCUUCCAUGCUAUAUUUAUAGCAUCCCCCUGGCCAUAAAAGGUCUGGACUGGGGCUCUGACAUUCCACUGACUGCAGGCAUUAUUUUUGUUCUGGACCUUGAAGUCCAGUUCUUACCCCUCGCCCUAACUACCUCUUUCUUUGCUGGCUUCAUUGUUGCUGUAUUUUUGUGCUAUUCAUCCACGUGGGAGCUCUUCCAUUUGCUGCCAUUCAUUUGGAUCCUGACAUUAUCCUGUUUUUAUUUACACUCAGAAAAGUGCAGUGGAACCCAAAAUUCGAAGGCACCCAUGAUGUCUUUACCGUUCUACCAAAGACACCACGAGCACUAUGACCGUGCGUACCGCCACAAAGCGCUGUCAUCCACUGUGAGCCAGUACCAAAAGGAGACAAAGAGCAAAUCUGCCCUCUAUGCUCAAGGAUCUGCAGCUUACUCCAGGGGCUCCGCAGCCUAUCGCCACUCGUCUGCAGCAGGCUUCAGCCUUGACUCCUCAGCAGCUUACAGCUAUGGCUCUUCAGCCUACGACCUCGAGUCGGCAGCCUACAGCCAGGGAUCCGCAGCCUACGACCGCUCUGCCGCGCAAAGCAAGAGGUCUGCUGCCUACAGCCUUGACUCUGAGUCACUCAGCACCAGCUCAGCUGCCUACAGCCAUGCAUCUGAGUCCAUCAACAAGCUGGCUGCAGCCUACAGGCUGGGAUCUGAAGCCUACAGCUUUGGACUGAAAAAUUCCAACUUAAUGAUAGAAGAUCAGUCCUAUAAGAUGAGUCCCAAAGCAAAGAGAGCAAAACAGAGUUUGAUAUCAGAGGACAAAGAAAACGAAGCCUUAGACUACUCAGUGCCCAUAUUCACAGGACGACAAGUGAAUAUCAGUGGUAUCACAGACACUGAGGAAGAGAGAAUUAAAGAAAGUGCUGCAUAUGUUGCCAAGAGGAACCUUUUUGCCACAGGGGAAGGAGUUAGUGUCAGCAAGGUGGCCAAGACAACUUCUGAAGAGGAACAUCACGAAAAAAAAUCAAGGAAAGUGGCGAUUCGGGAGUCUGCUGAACGUGUAGCCAUGAAGAAAACGCUAGAAGAGACUCAGGCAUUCCACAGAAAGUUGAACCAAGAUAAUCUCUUGCAUGCUCCUGAGUUUAUCAUUGAGCCUCGUUCCCACACUAUCUGGGAAAAGGAAAAUGUCAGAUUUAAUUGUUCUGUGGCUGGCUGGCCAGAACCCCAUGUUACAUGGUACAAGAAUAAUGUGCCCAUAGACGUGCAGGCUCACCCUGGCAAGUAUAUCAUUCAAAGUCGCUAUGGUUUGCACUCCCUGGAGAUUACUGAAUGUGAAUUUGAUGACACUGCCCAGUAUCAUGCCUCUGCUAUGAAUGUUAAAGGAGAAGUUUCGGUUUAUGCUUCCCUCGUGGUAAAGAGGUACAAAGGAGAAAUUGACGCAAGUCUUUUGCACGCUAGAAAUCUUUCCCUCUCUCCAUUUGCCGUUACCCCUCAUGGCUAUGCUUCCAGGUUUGAAAUCAGCUUUGUCGACAAGUUUGAUGUAGCCUUUGGGAGAGAAGGUGAAACAAUGAGUCUGGGCUGCACAGUUGUCAUCAAUCCUGAUAUCAAGCGCUUCAAACCAGACAUUGAGUGGUACAGAAAUGGUGUUCCUAUUACACCAUCCAAAUGGGUCCAGAUGCAGUGGAGUGGGGAGCGAGCUUCUUUGACACUGACUCAUGCAAACAAGGAAGAUGAAGGUCUUUACACGCUCCGAGUGGCGAUGGGAGAGUACUAUGAAGAGUACAGUGGUUAUGUCUUUGUUCGAGAUGCUGAUGCUGAAAUCCCUGGAGCCCCUGGUGCACCACUAGAUGUGCAGUGCUUAGAUGCCAACAAAGAUUAUGUCAUUGUCUCUUGGAAGCAACCCGCUGUCGAUGGAGGAAACCCCAUCCUUGGAUAUUUCAUUGACAGGUGUGAGGUUGGCACCUCCCACUGGACCCAGUGCAAUGAGAAUCCUGUGAAGUUUGCUCGUUUUCCUGUCACUGGUCUGAUUGAAGGCCGUUCCUAUAUUUUCCGAGUCCGAGCUGUGAACAAGGCUGGUGUCAGCUUGCCCUCCCGGGUGUCAGAGCCUGUGGCUGCUCUGGAUCCUGCAGACAGAGCCAGGCUUAAAAGUCACCCUUCUGCUCCUUGGACUGGACAGAUUAUUGUGACUGAGGAAGAACCUGCAGAGGGUGUUGUUCCUGGUCCCCCCACAGACCUCCAAGUUAUUGAGGCCACCAAGAACUACGUUGUGCUUAGCUGGAAACCUCCUGGACAGCGGGGCCAUGAGGGUAUCAUGUACUUUGUGGAAAAGUGUGUUGCUGGCACAGAGGACUGGCAAAGGGUGAACACUGAGAUCCCUGUGAAGUCCCCUCGCUUUGCAGUUUUUGAUUUGUCUGAAGGCAAAUCCUACUGCUUCCGAGUGCGCUGUUGCAAUUCAGCUGGAAUUGGUGAACCCUCAGAAGCAACUGAAGCCACUGUAGUUGAUGACAAACUCGAUAUUCCCAAAGCUCCUGGCCAAAUUAUGCCAACUAGGAAUACAGAUACUUCAGUUGUUGUCACUUGGACAGAGCCCCCAGAUGCCAAGGAGCUGGUUGGGUACUACAUUGAGUCAAGUGUGGAAGGAUCUGGUCGUUGGGAACCAUGUAACAACAAUCCAGUGAAAGGCACAAGAUUCGUUUGCCAUGGGCUCAGCACUGGUGAGAAGUACAUUUUCAGAGUCAGAGCUGUUAAUGCAGCAGGACUCAGUGAAUUUUCACAGGAAUCAGAGCCUAUAGAGGUGAAAGCAGCCAUUGGGGGAGGAUUGCUUCUUGGUGUGUGUCCUGAACUGAGUGGUAAAGCUGCUGGACUAACAGACCGCACUACCAGCUGGGAAGGCAUGCAUGUGGCCUCCCAGCCUAUCUUUGACACAGAUGCUUUGCUAAAAUGCAAUGCUAAAUUUAAUAGAGAGACACUGCCCAGUAGCUGUGGCAAACUGGGGAGUACAGGAGACAGUAACACGAGAGGAGUGGUUAAGGACGCUGUCACAUCUGCACCACAAAAAGUUGCUGCUAAGCAGGCAAGUAAGUCUCGACCCGGGGAUCUUUUGGCAGUGGAAAAAGUUACAAAGAAGAAAGAUACAGCUGCUCCAUCCCCACCUUACGACAUCGUGGUGCUCGAGAGUGUUCGUGACUCCAUGGUGCUGGGAUGGAAACAACCUGAAGCCAUUGGUGGGACUGAAAUCACCGGCUACUACGUGAACUAUAGGGAGGUGGUUGAUGGAGUUCCUGGGAAAUGGAAGGAGGCCAACAUUAAGGCUGUUUCUGAGAGGGCAUACAGGAUCCAAAACCUGAAGGAAAACAUGGUGUACCAGUUCCAGGUGGCUGCUGCUAACCUGGCGGGGGUUGGGGCACCCUCCAAACCCAGCAAGUCCUUCAAAUGCGAGGAGUGGACCAUUGCUGUGCCUGGGCCACCCCAUGAUGUCAAAUGCACAGAAGUCAGGAAAGACUCUCUGGUUUUACUGUGGAAGGAACCAGUUUAUUCUGGUCGUAGUCCCAUAGUUGGUUAUUAUGUUGAUAUGAAGGAAACUGAAGCAAAGGAGGAACGCUGGAGAAGUGUCAAUGAGAAGCCCCUUCAAAAGAAAUACUUGAAGAUUGGUGGCCUGACACAAGGUGUGAGCUACGUGUUUCGUGUGCGGGCAACAAACCAGGCUGGCGUUGGGAAGCCGUCAGAUGUCACAGAUGCUGUCAUGGCAGAAACACGACCAGGAACCAAGGAAGUGGUGGUUGAUGUAGAUGACAAUGGAGUAAUUUCCUUGAACUUUGAAUGUGAUCAGAUGUCUCCAGACUCUAAGUUCAUUUGGUCCAAGAAUUAUGAACCAAUUGAGGAUGAUCCUCGACUGAACAUCGAUACCAAAGGCGGAAAGUCAAAACUUUCCUUUAAGAAUCUUGGAGAAGAUGAUUUGGGAAUUUACUCUUGUAUUGUCACAGACACUGAUGGAGUUUCAUCAAGCUACACAAUUGAUGAGGAAGAAAUGAAACGCCUGCUUGCUCUGAGCCAUGAACGCCAAUUCCCAACUGUCCCACUUAUCUCUGAGUUGGCAGUGGAAAUCUUGGAAAAAGGAGAAGUGAGAUUCUGGUUGCAAGCUGAAAAACUCUCUGGCAAUGCAAAGGCCAAUUUUGUAUUUAAUGAUAAGGAGAUUUUCAAUGGAGAGAAAUAUAAAAUGAAGGUGGACAAGAAUACUGGCCUUGUUGAAAUGAUUAUGGAUAAACUUGAGGAAAAGGAUGAAGGCACUUACACGUUCCAGCUGCAGGAUGGAAAAGCAACCAAUCAAUCUAGUCUGGUCCUCAUUGGUGAUGUAUUCAAGAAGCUACAGGAUGAAGCAGAUUUCCAGAGAAAAGAGUGGCAAAGGAAACAAGGUCCUCAUUUCGUGGAUAAACUGGGAUGGGAAGUUACUGAUGAGUGUAAUGUGAUGUUGAAAUGUAAGGUGGCUAAUAUUAAGAAGGAAACACACAUUGUGUGGUACAAAGAUGACAGGGAGAUAAUGGUAGAUGAAGAACAUGACUUUAAGGAUGGUGUGUGUACUCUGCUGAUAUCAGAGUUUUCCAAAAAAGAUGCUGGCACAUAUGAAGUCAUACUGAAGGACGACAGAGGAAAGGACUCCAGUGAGCUGAAGCUCAAGGACACAGCUUUUGCAGAUCUGAUGAAUGAAGUAUGCAGAAGGAUUGCUUUAUCUGCAACAGACCUGAAAAUCCAGAGCACAGCUGAGGGUAUCAGACUGUACUCCUAUGUUACUUAUUAUGUAGAAGAUUUGAGAGUAGGCUGGGUGCACAAUGAUACCCAGAUUAAGUUCACGGACCGGAUGAGGACUGGUGUCACCGGGGAGCAGAUCUGGUUGCAGAUCAAUGAGCCGACUCCACAGGACAAAGGCAGAUACACAAUGGAACUCUUUGAUGGCAACACAACGCACAAAAAGACAGUGGAUCUUUCUGGACAAGCCUUUGAUGAAGCCUUUGCUGAGUUCGAGAGACUAAAGCAAGCUGCAAUUGCAGAGAAAAAUCGUGCGCGGGUACUUGGAGGCUUGCCCGAUGUUGUCACCAUCCAGGAGGGCAAGGCACUUAAUCUUUCUUGCACUGUCUGGGGAGAUCCCACCCCAGAGGUCUCAUGGCUGAAGAAUGAAAAAUCAUUUGUAUCUGAUGCCAAUUGCAUCCUGAAGUUUGAAUCUGGAAAAAAUGUCAGCUUUUCCAUUUCUACUGUGUCCACACAAGACUCUGGGAAAUACAGCAUUGUGGUGAAGAACAAGUAUGGUACAGAGACCAGCGAUGUCACUGUGAUUGUGAUGCCUGUGUCAGGGCAGAUUGACACAGUCCAAGGACACAAUCAAAAUAAUAAAACUGUAUCUAAAAAGAAAAAAGCAAUGUCAGCAAGCAAACAGAAGGAAGGGGGAAAGAAAGAUUUUAUUAAGCCAUACAUAGAAGAAAUUACUGCUACAGAAGAGACACCUGAUCCAAAUGAAAUACCCCCUGUGGAAACAGAAAAGGAUACAAAAAGCAAGCAGCAAGCAGCAAAGAAGACUGCUGGAAAGGCAGGAGUAACAGAAAAGGUUCCUCAACCCACAGAAAGUUUGGAUAGGCAGGGAAAGAAAACACCAGAAAAAGCAGCCUUGGGUAAACCCCACUGAACUUCAAUGAAGAAUGUGAUCCUGUCACCAACAGGAUAAGUUCAACUUGAGAUUUCAUGAGUGGUAUCUUAACCAUAUUUUAGCACAGAAGUUUAUUAAUAUGUUUUUUUGUGUAACAUUUGUAAUAUUUCCUAACUCUAAAUUUAAAUGCAUAGUAGAUGGGCACUUAUGUUUCAGUACCACAUAACUGCACUGCAGGAAUUUCUAAGUAUCUGAAUAAUGAUACAUGUACUGUCAAUGUGAAUUUAAUUACUAAAAAAUGUCCAUUAUAAGCAGAGUUCCUUAGAGAAAACCCUGUCUAGAACUGACACAUUUACUACAGUGUAAAGGAAUACUGGUAUCACUUACACAGAUGUGUUAAUCAAUAUUUAUGGACCAUCACAGCUUGAGGCAGAUGCUGCUUACUUUUUCAAGGAAAUGACAUACACAGUCUUUCAAGGAAAUGACAUACACAUGCCAUGUGGGCUCUGCUUUUCCCCAUGACCAGUCUGGCCACAGUGGAAGAUCUCCAGAAACAAAACCAUCUCCUAUGGAUGCAGGGGGGCAUAAGUAAUUUUCUUUUGAUCCAAGUUUCAUGCAAAUCUUUUUCAUCAGGUGGACCAGGACCACAUCUGGCCAUUUUUUUAUCACCAAGACUCACAUGACAGCUUUCCAGUCCUCUCCAUUAAUUCCCUUAAAGCCUUCAUGAGUUACUGUGGAUAAACCAUUAACCCAUUAAGUAUCAGCUGCCCCCCAAAUGCUAAUUUUCCUCCACAAUUUUUGCCACAGCACUCAGAUUUCUGAUAAACCCACUCCUCUUCCUCAGCAGCUCAGCCCAAGACUAUCCCUUCAUCCACUCACCAUCAUCAUAUCCACUGGUUUCUUAUAAGAGAAUGCAGCUUCAUGGUCAUGUAAGUAAGGAAUUAAUGCAAAGCAAGAA